CUCUCUCCCAUUAUAUUAUUUUAUUAUUUUAUUGUAACCUAUCAUUCACAAUAAAACCUCUUUCUCAUUCCCAAUCUCCUCCUCUUUCUCUCCUUCUUUCUUUCUCUCUCCUUCAACAGCAUCACUCUCUCUCUCUCUCCAACCUGGUCUUACUCCUUUGCAUCCAACCGGAGCCGUCGUUUCUCGCUUAAUCUCGUCGUCGGAGAGAGAAGGAAGAAGGAGACGGAGACGGAGAAGGAGACGUAUACGUAUACGGACGGAUACGGAGACUCUUUGAAGAUCAUGGCCCAGCCGUCCAACGGAGCUGAUCUCAAUCCCCAGGCCCCCCACCCCCACCAACAAUGGUUUCAACAACAACAACAGUAUCAACAGCAAUGGAUGGCGAUGCAGUAUCCCGCAGCCGCCAUGGCCAUGAUGCAUCAACAACAGAUGAUGAUGUAUCCUCCUCAGCAUUACAUGACGUAUUCUCACCUUCCUUAUCAACAGCAGCCGCCGCCGUUGCAGCAGCAGCAGCAACAGCAAGCUCAGUCGCAGCGACCUCGCAGACAGGGGUCCACGGACGAGGUUAAGACGCUUUGGAUUGGUGAUCUUCAGCCCUGGAUGGACGAGACCUAUCUCCACAAUUGUUUCGCUCACAUCGGCGAGGUUUUCUCUGUUAAGGUUAUAUGCAAUAAGCAAACUGGUCAAUCUGAGGGCUAUGGAUUUGUUGAGUUCUAUUCGCAUGCAACAGCUGAUAAGGUAUUGCAGAGUUAUAAUGGAGCUAUAAUGCCUAACACAGAUCUGCCUUUUCGUCUCAAUUGGGCAACCUUUAGUGGAAGUGAUAGGCGACCGGACACUGGGUCUGACCUAUCUAUAUUUGUUGGUGAUUUGGCUGCUGAUGUAACUGAUGCUAUGCUGCAAGAAACUUUUUCUAGUAAAUACACAUCUGUUAAGGGAGCCAAGGUUGUUAUUGAUUCAAAUUCAGGUCGUUCAAAAGGUUACGGAUUUGUCAGGUUUGGUGAUGAAAGUGAAAGGACAAGGGCUGUGACUGAAAUGAAUGGGAUAUAUUGUUCAAGUAGACCCAUGCGCAUUGGUGUUGCAACACCAAAGAAAGCAUCUGGAUAUCAACAAGGUUAUUCAUCACAAGCUUUGGUAUUGGCUGGUGGACAUGCAAAUGGCAUGGCUGUUCAGGGUUCACAAUCAGAUGGCGAAUCGAACAACACGACUAUAUUUGUUGGUGGCCUUGAUUCUGAUGUUAGUGACGAAGAUCUCAGGCAACCUUUCUCUAAAUUUGGUGAGAUUGUCUCUGUGAAAAUCCCGAUUGGAAAAGGAUGUGGAUUUGUGCAAUUUGCCAACAGGUAUUGUUAAACAUGCAGCUGCCAU
This is a messenger RNA of Cucurbita pepo subsp. pepo (vegetable marrow), 1362 nucleotides long. The record is from RefSeq and is a predicted model, not a curated record. NCBI's taxonomy places the organism in Eukaryota, Viridiplantae, Streptophyta, Magnoliopsida, Cucurbitales, Cucurbitaceae.